This is a messenger RNA of Mesorhabditis spiculigera, 384 nucleotides long. The record is from the annotation of a GenBank genome assembly. Lineage: Eukaryota; Metazoa; Nematoda; Chromadorea; Rhabditida; Rhabditidae.
AUGAGAUUGCUUAUCGUCACCUCCGCAUUUCUAUGCUUCGCCUUGGCCGCCCAGACAACAAUGACCGCACAGAAAGAUCAGAGCCAAAACAGCGGUGGUGGCGGAUGCACCACUUGCCAGCCGGGAUACUUGCCCGACUACCAAGGGGAUAAAUAUACGAAUCAGACGAGGAUUCAGGAAACCCAAGCCCUCAACAAAAAAUUCUUCGACUCCAUCGGCGGGGCCCCAUCUGCCCCUCCACUCACUCCGGCGCAGCAAGGAAUGAGCAACAGCCAGAGCGCCCAAUCUCCACAAUACUCCAAUGGACAGCCGCAACAAAGCCGGCAGGCUCAACCUCAGAAUUCUCAGCCCAUGAUGAAUUCCUCACGCGGCAGGCGACAUGCC